GUUGCCUAUGUUCGGUGAGUUCCCCAUUAGACGCCUCAGUCCUGUGCCAUUCAGAGCCAAUGGAUAUGACCAGGGUUGCAGUUAUUGGUGCAGGAGUGGUUGGGCUCUCCACAGCUGUCUGCAUUUCUGAAUCCAUCCCACAAUACUCCAUUGAUGUUAUUUCAGAUAAAUUUACACCUGAUACCACUAGUGAUGUAGCAGCUGGAAUACUUAUGCCUCAUGCUUAUCCAGAUACACCAGUUCACCUGCAGAAGCAAUGGUUUCAAGAGACCUUUGACAGAUUGCUUGCAAUUGCUAAUUCAUCAGAAGCUGUAGAAGCUGGCAUUCACCUAGUAUCUGGGUUAAGAAGAAGUGGAGGCCAAGUUCACACCAGAAAAGUAAAAGACCUUUGGGAGCUAUAUGGUGCCUAUGAUGUUGUUGUCAAUUGUUCAGGCCUUGGAAGCAGAGAGUUAGUAGGUGACUUGCAGAUGUUCCCUGUGAGGGGCCAAGUCCUGAAAGUUCAAGCACCCUGGAUGAAUCAUUUUAUCAGAGAUGGGGAUGGACUGACCUAUAUUUACCCAGGAGCCUUCAAUGUAACACUAGGUGGAACAAGACAAAAAGAUGACUGGAACCUGUCUCCGGAUCCACAAAAUAGCAGAGAAAUUCUUUCCAGGUGUUUAGCUCUUGAACCAUCUCUUCAAAGAGCCUGGGAUAUCAAAGAGAAGGUGGGCUUGCGGCCAUGCCGGCCAGGAGUGCGACUACAGAAAGAGGUAUUAGUACAGGAUGGACAUCAGCUACCUGUAGUUCACAACUAUGGCCAUGGCUCUGGUGGCAUAUCUGUGCACUGGGGCACUGCUCUUUGUGCUGUUAAGUUGGUCAAGGAGUUAAUCACCACCUUGAAAAUUUCCACCUCCAAGGCAAAGUUGUAAAUGAUGAGACUGCAUAUAGUGCAUUGUAAUUGGUCAUCAGCAAUAGGCUUUAAUCAGUUCUUAAUAAAUGGUCCAAGGAUAUGGACAGCUUUUGGAUUAAGAAAUAAAAGGUGUAUAUAGCCAGAUUAAAAAUGCUCUAAAUCAUUAUUGAUUAACAAAAUGCAAAAUAAAAC
This is a messenger RNA of Gracilinanus agilis (Agile Gracile Mouse Opossum), 1081 nucleotides long. RefSeq names its product D-aspartate oxidase (gene DDO). The transcript is spliced from 4 exons. NCBI's taxonomy places the organism in Eukaryota, Metazoa, Chordata, Mammalia, Didelphimorphia, Didelphidae. Gene Ontology annotation, molecular function: D-amino-acid oxidase activity; FAD binding. The record is from RefSeq and is a predicted model, not a curated record. Bases 60 to 908 code for a protein of 282 amino acids.